CCUUGACGCUCAGGUACACGGAUUCGUUGGGAAACUUUGAGGAAGCUGCAGGUUUCGUGGCGCGGAGUCGCUGUAAGGGACGUGGAGGAUGGUUUAAAAUCCAGACGUCUUUUAAUGUAGAGGUCGGAGAGGACGACAUUGACCAGGGAGCGAGUCCGGGGACGAGUCGGCUACCUCGGAGCCAGUAAGUCAUGUCUGCUGACGUGAGCACUGGCAGUCUGAGGCACAGCUCAGGGCGUGGUGGCUACAGGCACAGAGCGAGCCAGAGCAGCAGCCAGAGGUCGUCAUACGAGGAGCGCUGUGUGGACCCGGUGGAAGAGAGGCCGCCGAGCCCAGAGCCCAAGACCAUCCACAAAGCUCACCUGAAGGAUGCAAAUGGGAAGGAGUCCGAGACCAUUGGCUUCAUUCCUGGCUCCGCCGACCAUUCCUCUGGGGCACAAACCUGCAACCCCUGCACCUCUCCAGGCAGCUGCAGGACCUUUCUAUGCAGCGUGCUGACCUGCGGCCUGUACAGGGUCUGCCAGGGUUCCCCUCUUGCUCUGUGCCUUGCGCCAAACGACAGCUCUCCAGAUGAGCCAGAGAAGGUGAGCCUCCAAAGUGUGAGCCCAGGAGACAACAAAGAGGAGGAUCACACAGAUUGGCUUGGGGAUCUCCACAUCGCUGGAGUCAAAGUGGACAGUCCAAGGGAGUUUUUAGAGGUCGAACCCAAAUUAUCAUAUGUGGUUCCGGCCGGUGUUCAAACACAGCCCGGCAAUCCGUCCCUGCAUGAGUCCAUGAGGUUCGACGACUGGGAGGAGGGCACAGAGGACCUGGACUCUCUUAUUACCAAGAAGUUGCUGGAACUCUACUCUGAGUAUCAAAUCGACGAGCUGGCGAGGUGCACCUCAGACUCUUUGUUUCUGAGGAAGAGCAAGGACAUCGAUCAGCUCAUCAAUUCGCUGGCAGAGGAGCACAAAAUGGACGAGCAGGAAGCGGAGUGUCGGCUGGUGCGUGGCAUCAUCCGCAUCAGCACCCGGAAGAGUGCGAGGAAGAGGCCGACCCCGUCCAGGAUGGAGAGGACGCUGUCCGACAGCGGGAAUGAGACAAUGAGGGAGAGCGAUUCCUUGAGAUUCAGCAACAACAAUGACUACAAAUCAAAUCCAAACAUCCAAAUAUCCGAACUGACCUCCUCUGACAAGUGUGCCAGGGAGAUGUGGAGACACAAUGGAGGUCAUACAUCUAGCUCAGCCUACUCGCCCUCUCGCACUGAGACUAGCUCCUCCGGUGUCUCAAUGAUUGGCUCCUCUGUGAGAACAUGAUUCCUGCUCCAUGCUGCUGGUCUAUGCUUGAAUAAUUAGUCCUGCUGUGUCCACAAGGUCAGUUAUUAGACAUUGAAAGGAGACACUACUUGCACAGGAGUCACUGGCUGAGCCAAGCUCUUUGAAGAGACCAUUGUUUUUCAGUGGAAAAAGAAAAUGUGAAAACUCACAUUGUCUUGAAGGACUUCAGUGAACUCAGGGCUCUGUGUGUCGUUAUUUAUGGUUGAUGAAUGUCAUGUGUAUAUUUGAAGGAUUGCUUGAUGGAAAUCACCAGCAGCUUUUGAAGGAGUUGUGCUCCUGACUCUUAUCUGCUGGUUAGAUUAUUGUGCUGUUAUGCAAAGAACAUUUAAAUUUAGUUCUAUAAAAAUGAAUUGAAGAGUUGUGUUUUUCACAUCAUCAUUGUAGAUUUGAUUGUGCACAGUUGUGUGUUAGAUUUUAAGCUGUCCUCUUGAGUAGUUUUAUAUAACCUAUUUACAGCCAGUAAUUCUACAUUAUGAUCAGAAAUUAUGCUUGUCAUAAUUUGACAAAUCUCUAUAUUUAACUUGACCAGUAAAGGUCUCAAGAAGUAAAAUCGAAAUAAUGAAGUGGUUGUAUUUGGCCUGAAGAAAAAGACAGUUUUAUAUCACCGGCCAUAAAUGAUUUGCUUGCUUGCUAGUACACUAGAAAUCAGAAUGUGCUUUUAUUGAAAAUUGUGAUCAAAAACAAACAGGGGGGUAAAACAUGUCAAAAGAAUGGUUCAACAUUUAGAAAAAAUACACUUAUUUGCUUUUUUGCAGAGAUUUAAUUGAGAAGAUUAAUACUGCUCUGAUGUCUGUACGCUAAAAGGAAUCGGAAAUGACAGCCAAUUAGCUUAGCUUAUAAUUUAGACUGAAAAUAGAUAGGAAUACUAGCUUGAAUCUGUCCAAAGGUAACAACAUUGGCCGAGCUAAACCUCUUUACAUGCAAUAUUUUGUUUAUUCAUUAACUCGAAAAAAUGUAAAAAACAAAAAGUUGUUUAACUGCAGGUUUUUUUAUUGGAUCAUUUCUUUACCACGACCGUUUGCAGCUUGUUUUUUGAAAACAAUGUUAUGAAAUGUUUUUUGAAAACAAUGUUAUGAAAUGUUUUGGGUGAGCUUAAAGCUGCUUGGGAAGGUUUCAAAAAGCGGCGUCACCCAUGUAGAAGACGCAGAGAAGGUGUCAAGAGAGUUUGCGGUGAUAAGAGUGGUGUCCGGGUGCUGUACAGAAACAGCAGUGGGAUUAAUAUUUUACUUCCUGCUUCAGCCUGCUGUACUCGGCUGCUCCACCUCUCACCUGAAUAAUGUGGAGGUUUUGAUGCUGUUGUGAACGUGCCUGUGCAGAGAACCUCCUGCUGUGUUGUGCACGUGUGAAAGGCAUAGUACGGGUAAAACCCCGACCAAAUUCUCUGGACUUUACCCACAGGUCAUGUCUGAAAACAGGUUGACAUGACAUCUGCCGCUAGCUGGGCUAACUGAAUGUAAAACGGACAUGUAGCUAGCUCAUGCUACACAAUGAACCAAUUCUGCAAGCAGUUACAUGAUGGCCAAACCGCUGACUGCCUAGGCACUUCACAACUUUAAAGUAGAACCAUGCUCACCAGUCGUAUUGUGAUGGAAACUCAGUCAGACACUCCUCCUCGCUCUUGUUGCUGAUUUGGUUACAUUCUACCAAAUUGUAGUACAAGCUCUAGGUUGAGCCAGAGGAGACAGAUUUUGUUUUGAUAUUACCUGCCUCAUGUUUUAGAUAUGAUACCAACAGUUUAAGCACAUAUGACAAAAAGUUUAUGUUUGUAAAUGUUCCCUACUGCACCUUUUAAAAAGUGCUGGUGGGCAUUUUACCUUUGGACAUAUCUUGCUCUACCCUGUGGUUUUUUGCCUUUAUGCCCAUUAACAAUAUAUUUCCUAAAAUUCAUUAUUUUUUUGGUUAUUAUUUGCUUAUGUCUAAGAGAACCAAAAAAGGAUGCUAGCUUUCUUUGUUUUGUCAAAAUAAAUCUUUUUUAUCUCCAUUGUGCUUUUUAAGUUGUGUGUUUAGUGUAGUGCAUAGUGUCAUAAUAUUGUAACAUGAAGUUCAUAUGAAGUAGAUAGCUGUUAAUGUAGGACACUGUUUUUGACUGUGUGAGCUGCAGCUGUACUUCAGGUUGUGUCAAUGACUAUAGCCUGCUGUACCAGGCUGUCUCACGAGGUGAAAGCCUGUUUUUCAUACCAAUACGCUUUGCUGUGUUUGCUCUUGGAUCCUGGUGGGAAUUUGUUCAGGUGACUCAAGGGGAUUUUUCUUCAGCACUGUGGCCGUCUUAUCAGCAUUAGUUUAUGGUUGGUGUUGGGCAUGGACCUUACAGUAACGGCUUCAUUUAAUACUCAUGGGUAGCUUGUACACUUAUUCUAAACAUAACUUGGCAGAUCACUAGCAUUUUUAAAUGUCAAUGUAAGGAAUCUUUAACUAUUUUUGUCUUGAGGUAACAUGGUCCAAGAUGCUUGAAAUAAGUCAAUGUCAUGAUUUGGCUGCAACAUCAGCCUUGUUAUAAUUGAAUGUGUAAAACAGGUUGUUCUAGUUUGUGUCAUGAUGCAAAAAAGAGCAAAUUGACUAAUGAGGCUUGAAAAACGUACAAACUGUAACAUCCUUUUUUAUUCCACGGGAAAUUUCUGUAUCUUCAGUUCAUUCGUACAUUCUACCAGAGUUUGUCCUGUAAACACUUGGGUCUCCACCAAAAGGAAAUGUACAUUUUCAGCAAAGAUGUGUUGGCAUUCACAAUAAACCAUCUUUUAACUGAUGUCUCGUUGGAAACCAAUAAAAUGAAUUAAGUGAAACUA
Molecule: messenger RNA, 4102 nt
Organism: Limanda limanda (common dab)
Lineage: Eukaryota; Metazoa; Chordata; Actinopteri; Pleuronectiformes; Pleuronectidae
Gene: kdf1b
Product: keratinocyte differentiation factor 1b
Exons: 4
Coding region: 192-1298 (368 amino acids)
Biological process (GO): keratinocyte development; regulation of epidermal cell division
Cellular component (GO): cell junction
Source: RefSeq, a predicted model, not a curated record